Messenger RNA from Ornithorhynchus anatinus (platypus), 4401 nucleotides. RefSeq names its product nucleolar protein 8 (gene NOL8). Gene Ontology annotation, molecular function: RNA binding. The transcript has 18 exons. Bases 242 to 3874 code for a protein of 1210 amino acids. The record is from RefSeq and is a predicted model, not a curated record. NCBI's taxonomy places the organism in Eukaryota, Metazoa, Chordata, Mammalia, Monotremata, Ornithorhynchidae.
GUGGGCCCGGAACUCGAAGACGGAGGCCGAAAAAGUUGAGGGGCGGGGGAGGAGGAAAAGCUGUGCGCAGUGUUGGAGCCACGUGAUGAGGUUGUCGGGGCCUCUGCCGUUUCAGCCGCAGGUUGCAAGUGUCUCCUCGAGGCUCUACUGAUCUAGAGCUGCCAACCUACAUACCACGGACACGCCUCACCAACAUCCCAGCUGGGGUUCAAGUAAGCUCGCCGUAAGAUCGCGUUCUCCUAUGGAGACAGAGAAAGCAACCAAGCGCCUCUAUGUGGGAGGCCUCAGCCAAACCAUCUCCCAGGCAGACCUGCAGCAUCAGUUCUCCAGGUUUGGGGAUGUGAGCGAUGUGGAGAUGAUCACACGGAAAGACGAUCAAGGGAACCCAACGAAAACCUUCGCUUACGUCAACAUCAAGACAACAGACCUGGAAUUUAAAAGAUGCAUGUCGCUUUUAAACAAAACCAAGUGGAAAGGUGGUACGCUACAAAUUGAGUUGGCAAAAGAAAGUUUUUUGCACAGAUUGGCCCAGGAGAGGCAAGAAGCAAAAGUAAAGAAAGAAAAGCCCUUAAGGGUUCAGCAUGCAGACCGAUUGGAGUCAUUAAGAAAAGCUGGCGUGGUGGAUUUUCAUAUGAAAGCGGUGCCAGGGACAGAAAUACCCGAUAAUAAGGAUUGGGUUGUGAGCAAAUUUGGCAGAGUCUUACCGGUCCUUCAUCUCAGAAGCCAAACCAGACGCAAAAUCAUAAAAUAUGAUCCCUCAAAUUACUGCCACAACCUAAAAAGGUUGGAACAAGCCUUCACGGACACCGUUCCCAUAGGCAGCCUCACUUGGCAGCUGGAAGGGGGGGAUGAUCCAAUGAGCAAGAAACGCCGAGGGGAGUUUCCCGUUUUCCACAACCGGUACCAGAAGAAAGCGAGGAUACGAGGAAACAAGGAUAUUAACGGCGUUCCGGCUCAAGGUCCAGAUCUUUUAGUGACAAACCAAAAUUUGAUUCGAGAAAAAUCCAUCCAGAAGACACAUUUCACAUCAAAUGGUCUGCCCAAGUUGCUGCAAAUUCCUAAUAAUAAUAAGUCAGAGGAGAGAUUCCUUCAGACUUCUGCCCCUGAACCCGUCGAGAAGGUAAAUAGCAUGUCUGAUGAGGAUUUUGAUUCCGAAGAAGAAUUCAGAGCAGCGGUAGCAAGAGAGAAAACGUUACGGAGAGGGACACCAGACGCGGAGCCUGAAGAUGACCCCUUAGAGAUCGUAAGUGAGCAUUUUGAACUAAAACUCAGCACUCACUGGUCUCUAACAAAUUCCGAUAUCAAGAAGAAUGCCUUUUGUGGUGGUAAGGGUGAAGGAGAUGAUGAUGAUAACAGUGACUGUGACUCAGCCGACACAGACGAGAUAAUCGCCACGAAGAAACCCCCGAGUAAAAGCAGGGACAGCCAGGACUAUUCCAAAUCUAAGUCUAAACCCGGGCCAGAAGAGAGAAUAGUGUCAAAAGAGAUGCCAAAGCCUAAGGCUUCUGGCAGCCUGUCAGUCGGCAAAGUUAAGUCUCCCCAUUUUAAAGGACAAAGCGAUAACACAGAAAGCCAGUCUGACUCCACUGGGAGCGAAAGUGACUCGGACACCAGUGAUUCGGAUGGAGAUAUGGAUUAUGAAGCCAUGAUGCGGAACUGCUAUCACCUGGACCUCACGUUAGAGGACCUGGAAAAACUGGCCGGCGGUGAUCUCGAGAGUUCGGGAGAAGGCACCCAGAGUAAACCCUCCGGGACUACAAAGAGAGGGGUCAAGGUUGACGGGGAAAGGAACGGAAGGGCCUCCACGCCGGUCCGAAAGCCGACGAGGUGUAUUAAUCCUGAAGAUAUCGUGGCUUCUAUUUUAGAAGGGGAGGAGGACGUUAGUGAUGAUCGGGUACCGAAGCGAAGCACUGCCGAGUCCAAAUUUCAGGCUUUCAAAGGAAUAGGAUCGCUCUAUCGAGACAAGACCCUUGAGAAGCACCAAAGGGAAACCGCUGCCUCCUCAGAGAGAAAGAAAGAGUUGACGUCUGCGAGCCCCGCACCUUCCGGUACCGUCGUCCCCGAGGAGGACGGCUCCUCAUCCCCUGACCUCUCUUGGGACGGUGAAACGGCCGACGGCCGACCACAGGUCGUCACCGAAGCAAGGAGUGUGAAAGGCACUCGGGUCGGCCCGGGAAAGCUUCAGAAGAGGAAAACCUCAUCAGCAAGCAAAGCCCCAAGUUUGGAAAGUGCCGAUUCCAGAUCCCCUCCGUUCGGAGGCAUCAAAUCCACUAGCGCCAGGCCCGGGACCCCGGGGACCGGCUUAAGGGAUGAAGACGACGGUAGCCACAACCAGCCUGGCUUGCCAGGUUCGGAGGAGGAUAGCAGCGCCGCGCGCCCGUCCGUGACUCCCUCGGUACAACAGAGCCAGAAAGUAACGAUACCGAAAACCCCCGUUAAGAAACUGGUGAAGGACUCGAUCGAAAAAGGCUCUACGGCCUCAGCUGUGCUAAGCCACGGGACGAAGGCAGAGCCCCUGAAGAGCACAGCUGACUUCAUCCUCCCUGUUAAUACCGUCCACGGUGCUGAAGCAAAAGACCAGCAUUUGCAGGAUAACCAGAAGCGUUUAGCGGCCAUUCAGGAGAGACAGAGAGAGAGAGAGAUGCAGAAGAAGCUGAUUCGGGGAGCGCUGUCAAGCCUGGACGGCCAGGUAGAAAGUAAGUCAACCCACAUCAUCUUUAAUUCCGAUGGAGAAAGCGAAGCCGAAGAAAAGCUCAGCAACGAAGAAUGUGAGUGGACAAAAGAAAAAAAACGGGAAUUUAAAAGUAGAACUUCCGGGAAACUGUUCGAAAGCAGUGAGGAUGAGGGGGAUGAAUCAGAGGACGACGGUGACAGAUUCAAAAUUAAACCGCAGUUUGAAGGCAAGGCUGGACAGAAGCUCAUGAAUUUGCAGUCCCGCUUUGGGACCGAUGACAGAUUUCGCAUGGAUUCUAAGUUUCUUGAGAGUGACAGCGAAGCGGAAGAUGCAGAAGAGGUAAAGAAAGAGACGACGGCAGAAGAAGAAGAGCUUGCGGAAGAGAAAAAGAAAAACCUGGAUGUUUUACAGAGUAUUUUGCACAUCGACCUCCAAACUCCAAAAUUAAGCAAGCAGGCGUCGGCAGCCAGGGAGUUCAAGGAUAUGAAUAGCAUGCGCUAUGAUCCAACAAGGCCGGACCAUGUAGCAUUUGAGAAAAAAGUGAACGGCGCGUCAAAGGAAAGCAAAGCUAAGAGAAAGAAGAACCGGAUAGAGGCCGAGAAGCUACCCGAAGUAUCUAAGGAAAUUUAUUACGACGUCGCCGUGGAUUUGAAAGAUUUAUUUGGAUCCACGAAAUGUAGCGUGGAACAGCCAGAAAAAAUACCUUGGGACAGAAGUGAAGUCGAAGACUCAAUUGAGGCUGACCCCAAACCUUUAGCUCAGAACAAUGUGGAAGAGGAAUCAGCUGGGUUUACGUUUUCAUUUUUUGGUCCUGACACAGAAGAAGUGAAAGAAAGUAAAGAAGAGUCCUAUAAAGUCGAAAUGAUAAAGCCGGGAAAAGUUGUAUGGCAGGAGGAUCCUCGUUUCCAGGAUAGCAGUUCUGAGGAGGAAGAGCAAGAAGAGGAGGAGGAGCAGCAGCUCGAAGAAGUGGAUGGGGGACGGCCCAGCCUUGGGCUUCCAUCUUUACCUGAGAGACAGACCGUUAGAUUUUUCUUCUUUUCCCGAGAUGACGAAAGACUCCGUGAGGGUUGUGAGCUGUUUUGGCGCAAGUCAGUACAUCAAGAAAGCAGAGAUGCGUGGGAAGCCAGGAGCAGUGCUCUACUUGUGGAAUGCCGGAAGAAACAUAAAGAUGCCAGAAGAAAAGUGAAAGGCAAACAUUAAUUGCCAGCCUCAGUCAUUUUUAUGGGACGGUUUUUCCUAAUAAAUACAUAUUAUAAAGCCGAGUGUGACUAGGAUUCAUUAUUUAGAGGGUUUUUUGUUUUUUUUUAGCUUUUGGUGGCACCGGAUCGUCUAGACUGUGAGCCCGUCGUUGGGUAGGGAUUGUCUCUAUCCGUUGCCGAAUCGCACUUUCCAAGCGCUCAGUGCAGUGCUCUGCACACAGUAAGCGCUCAAUAAGUAUGAAUAAUUUUCACACCACAAGGAUGCCCAAAAAAAUCCUCAAAUAUCUUUGUACGAACCACAGAAUAGGACUUUGGCUGUGUGGGAGAUUUCCUGUGCAUGACCUAUUGGGUGAAUGUUGAAAGAUACUGUAACAUAGCCUUCUAAAAACAUGUUUUGUGGUCCAGACGGUUUUUUGACUUUUCAAAGUAAAUAUGCAUUAUGCUUGUAAAUAAUGGAAACCAAAACAUAUUUAUUCUCUAGUUGUAUAACCAUUUUUCAUUAAAAAGAAAAUUAAACUCGGAACCACA